AUACACUUGCAUAGCUUGACGCUAGGUAGGGACAGUAAGCUUGAGGUCGACAGCUUGUGUGGAUACAUUACAUGAAGUAAUACCGUAACUCCUGUGACUUGUGAUAGACUUGCUGAUGAAUAGUUUAUGGAGUUAAUAGGAAAUAUUGUGUGACAUUUUGUCAGUGUAGUCAUCAGAAGAGGAAAUAGUGAGACGCGUAUUCAUUAACCUUUAGUGUGGGAUACAAUCGUGUUGAAUGGAAAAUAGUUCUGUUCAGGAUGAAUGGCAGAUAAUGGCUGUCAUGGUCUGGUAUUGCUGAAUGCAUGAUCAGGGGGGUAUACCACAGGUACUGUGUGGAGAUGUACUGUGUAUACUGGUGUGUAUUCUGGUGAGUGCUGGAACAAGGCCUUCACGCAGGUUUCUGAAGCCGAUACACUGAGAUGUGAUUGCCUCCUGAAUUAUUGACUUGGCAUCACACAUGGGGAGUGCAGGCAGUGCACGGAACGGAUCGUCACACCUCCAGGUGUUAUCCCACAGUAAGACAGCUGCACAGAUGAUUGCCGUCACAUUUAUGUCUGCUGUAUCUACUGUUACAAAAGAUGCCCCGCAGCAUUCAUUGUGAGGUGUGAGUGAUGCUGCGUCUCUGGCGACCUCGCAACCUGUGUGACUUGAUUGAUUGAAGACUCUUUUCCUCCAGUAGUCAGGCUUACAUUUUUGCCUUUUGUGAGAAGGGGACUCUAUGCUGACUUUUGUGAGAAGGGGACUCUAUGCUGACUUUUGUGAGAAGGGGACUCUAUGCUGACUUUUGUGGGAAGGGGACUCCAUGCUGACUUUUGUGAGAUGGGGACUCUAUGCUGACUUUUGUGAGGAGGGGACUCUAUGCUGACUUUUGUGAGAAGGGGACUCUAUGCUGACUUUUGUGAGGAGGGGACUCUAUGCUGACUUUUGUGAGAAGGGGACUCUAUGCUGACUUUUGUGAGAAGGGGACUCUAUGCUGACUUUUGUGAGAAGGGGACUCUAUGCUGACUUUUGUGAGAAGGGGACUCUAUGCUGACUUUUGUGAACCCUUUGACUUGUUUGCAAGACCUGAUGGUAAAAUAAGUGCAUGUUGUUUUAUGUCUGAGCUGAAUGGACACUCACGCAACUGUGACUGACUUUUCAAGAAGAUUGUCAAUAGAACUGAAACGUGGUGAUUAGUGAUGCGCUCAGCACUCUAAUGUUUUACAUCAAUGAUUUAUAGAAGUGCAUCAUACAUACAAGACUGUUAUGUCUUCCCAGUGGACACGUUUCAGUUUCCGGAAGGAUGCCAUUGAAGCUUAAACAUUAUGGCUUCAGAGAACUAACAGGGUCAUCUGUUAGAUGUUUUACCAUGAGGACAGACUUACACUUAGAAGGAUACAAAGACUAAUAGUUUGGUUGGCUAUGUGCCGCAUAAGCAAUUAUCUGAGCAAGUUUAAUUAAGGUCAUCACAGAGAGAUGUGAUAGCUUGAUUUACCAGUCAGUGCUGUGUGUGAAGCAUUCAUGGAUGUAGGAGCAUGGGUUGUAUAUCUGUCACAGUCAUAUCAGCCUACAUCACCUUGAAGGAGGAACUAUGAUGUAAAUGACUUGAGUGCAGUCUACCUAAAAGCUUUUAUAGUAAUUUAGAAUGAAAAGACUGGCUUGAGUUACACAGCAUACUGUCAGCGCCAAACUCGAGAAACAUUGGAACUGAAAUAAUUCACCCUGACUGGUGUUAUGAAAAUUCUAAGGAGUCGGGAGUCUGAGGUGGAGAUUGAAGACAUGAAGUGUGUUUUGUACAAGCUUCACUCUCACUGACACAGAUAAAGUGGUGUUAAUAGUAGAGAUAACAUCAGCAGGGUGCUUCUAGCAAGUGGAAUUUGGAUUCUUGCAAGAUACAAGGUGGUUUUGCAAUCUUGCAAAAUGCAAGAUUUGUGAGGCUUUUUCCUGGUAUUCAGGUCUAUUUAUAUGCGAUGUAUGUUUAUGCUUGUCUACGCAGUGAAGCACUGUCAUCUUCAUAAGGAGUUUACAAGAAAUAUAAUACUGGAGGUGGAAUCAUCACUGACUGGCUUGAUGUUGAAGGCAAUAUUCUGACCAAAUACCAUCUUUCAAUGCUGAGAAGAAUCUGAACUUGAGACGACUGAGACAGAUUUGAACACAGUGUUGGAGUUCUACUGGUAAUCACUGAUUGGCUUGAUGGCAAUGGAAGUCGUCUUUUUUUAAUGUUGUUUUUAAGAAAACUGUUUGACCAACACCUUUGUUGAGAAGAAUGUGAAAGAGUUAUAGACAUAGGAAGAAGACAACUGAGACCAGACUCAGUUUGUCAUCUACCUGCAGAUGUUCAUGAACCACCAGUUGAAGGAUAUCAGGCCUGUUGAUGGGGUGUUGUGUUACUGGCAUGGCUGCUGUGUAUCUAGCUGUGUUGAUUUAAGACUAAUCUAGCACCAACUAUUGUGUGGGCUACACUCACCAGAUGGUCAGGCUCCUGUCCGCGGGAUGUUCAUCAUAUAAACUACCCAGUGUCAGCCCAGCCGACAGAGCUUCAGGCGGUGACCAGGGGCAGGUCGGGAAGAUGCCCAGAUGAUGAGGGGAAGGAUUCAGGGAUCACUUGUUUGUUUUACUCAUCACAGGACACACAUGGCAACCAGACUGUGAACUGUGAAGGCUUGUGUUUGUCUAUUGUUGAAGCUGUGUAUGAUGUAAUAACUUCUUGGACACAGAGUUCCUAUUUACCAAGGAAUGAUUCACUUGUCCAUAAACCCAUUGACGGAAAUUAUAAUCUAGAUGACUGACAUUUUGUUUGUGAAUGGUGGGCUGUGAGUUCUGUGUCAGCGAAUCUGGUGAUUUAGUAUCUGGGAGAAAAGAAUCAGGUGAAAAACUGUAAAGUGAUUGUCAAAAAUGAGAUUUAGAUGUCUGGUUCUGACAUCACGCGUUGGGCGGCCAUGCAACACAGGAUCGCAACAGCAGCACCGUUGCACUGUGUGAAACUGCCACAGUGAAGUAAAAGUAAGACUUCUUUAUGGGGGAUAAUAACGUGGAUCUUGUUACCUGCCAGGCAUGCUGACUGGAUUACCUCAGUGGAGUAUUCCAAAGGCUUGGAGAGAACAUGCAAUAGUGUGCGCUUAGACUGAUGGAUGAACCAAUGGAUACUUUGAUGUCAUACUGACGAUGGAUACUUUGAUGUCAUACUGACUUUGGAUACUUUGAUGUCAUACUGACGAUGGAUACUGUUAUGUAAAACUGACGAUGGAUACUGUUACUUCAUACUGACAAUGAAUACUGUGAUGUCAUACUGUUGAUGGAUGUCAUACUGACUUUGGAUACUUUGUCAUACUGACAGUGACUACUGUUAUGUUAUACUGACGAUGGAUACUUUGAUGUCAUAAUGAAGAUGGAUACUUUGAUGUCAUACUGUUGAUGGAUGUCAUACUGCUGAUGGAUGUCAUACUGCAGAUUGAUAGUGAGCUGGUCUGAUGACAGAGCCAUACUGUUGUCCAUCGACUUUACCCACCAGGUAGAUGAUAUAAGUAAGGCAUUUUAGCCAUUGUCAAUUGUGGACUUUCCACUUUGACAACACAGCUAUUGUUCCAUAAUCAACUCCGGCCCUUGACCCAGGUGCAUGUAACCUACAGACUCCCAUGUGAAGAAUGUUGGCAUCCUUCAGAAUGCAUAGAGAAUUUUUGUAAUGUAAUCAUAUGUUACAAAAUUUUCACAGAUUCUUAAAACAGUAUUGCUCCUUUGGAUCUGUUUGAACUUAAAUCACGGUAAUGAGGUGUUUGUGACGACAGUGGAUGUAUUCAACCUCAUCAACAAGACAUCUUCUGAUUACCUCCAGGCCUUGUUCAUCUGUGUAGGCCACUGUCAGGUGAUAAAGUGGACCAGAUUAAGACUGCUCACAAAUCAGCUUUGAUUGAAGAAAUAAAUCUUCUCUCCACAAGGAAUUCAGUGAAUGGUUGUCAAACCAUAAUUCACACUGUGUUGCACACUUGUGGUAUAAACAUUGUGAAAUAUUCCGGAAAUCUGUGUGGUAAAUCAUAAACACUUGCGUUCAAUCCAGUGGGGUAACAUACCACAUUUCAGAGGAACUCACUAACCUCACAGUUCAUGUGGAGAGAGCUGACAAUAGGAUUGUCCUGGGUGUAAAGCUGGGUUGGAAGCGGAUAUAUUGGCAUCACAGCCCCUAAUCCUCUACUGCCAAGCCUCAUCGCUGGCAACAUUAGCUGUGUUGUAGGGUAAUGUCUUCGUAAUAGAGACCAGGCGUGCAUUUACACCAUCUGAGGCUCAGGUGUGAGUGUGGUCUACGCUGACAUUUUACGCCAAGUUUACACAAGUUUACGCACAAACGUGUCCGAACGGAGGGAUGAAGAAACCCCAGCAGGACCUAGUCCGAUUCUCUGUGUGAUGUGUUUAAAUCGAUUAUCUGGUUGAAUGUUCUGUGCACAGUUUGUGGUUCAAGUGAUGGCCCAUAUGACUUGAGUUGAGAAGGAAAUCAAUAUGGAUAUAUAUCCUCAACUGUGAGCUAUGUGUUCUGAUGAGCUUCUUGACUGCAAUGUUGUGGAGAAAAUCGUAGCCUUGUGAGGAGAAGCUUGAUGAUAUAAGAGUUAUUGGAUAUCUGGUUACACUGUGUAGCUCCAGAUGAAGUGGUUCGGAUGUUUCAGUGGCCGCAGCCACAGCAGGAGGGGAACAGACCCAGUCCAGCUGCGGCCAGUCACAGAUGCCCCUCUCGGCAACCAGGAGAUUGAUGAGGAGAGACGGGGCGUGGCCUAUGUGGAGCUACAGAAGAAGGAAGGCUAUGGCCUCGGACUCACCGUCUCAGGUGGAACAGACAAAGGAUCAAGACCACACAUCUCCAAACUCCGACCGGGAGGAAUAGCACACAGGUCAGACUCGCUGACAGAGGGUGACUACAUUCUGUCUGUGAACGGGAUCCGCACGGCAAACCUGAAGCAUGACGAGAUUGUCAACCUGCUCAAGAAUGCUGGGGAACGAAUCAUCCUGGAGGUGGAGUACGAGCUGCCAGAUAUAGGUGGGACGUCAUUCAGUGUGCAGUGCAAGACAGCGGAGGUGGUGCUGGACCGGGACGGGAUGGGCUUCGGGUUCACGCUGCGUGGGGGGAUGAAGAUCGACCAGAUGAGGGCCCACCCCCUCACCAUCACCAGCAUCCGGCCCGGGGGGGCGGCAGACAGGGAGGGCUCGUUGAAGGAGGGUGACCGCAUCAUCUUCAUCAACAACUACAAGGUGACCCACCUCAGUCUGUCGGAGACCAUGGCGUUUAUGCAGCAGUGUGAGCAUGAUGCUGUCUUCUCCAUCGAGUACGACGUGGCUGUCAUGGAGUCCGUACAGAACGCCAAUGGCCCCCUGCUGGUGGAGAUUGACAAGAUGCCGGGGGCAGCCCUCGGGAUCACACUGUCACAGAGUGCUCACCAGGGGCGCCGCUGUGUCUGUGUCGAUACCAUCGCACCCAUGAGUGUGGCAGACAGGAGUGGUGCUCUUCAUGUUGGGGACCAUAUUCUGGCAAUAGAUGGCGCCAGUGUGGAACACAUGUCUGUUGCCGAGGCAACCCAGUUAAUGAAGUCUGGACCAGAGGAGCAGAUCAAGCUGGAGAUCCUGCCCGUCACACAUCUUGAGUACAAGGCAUCGAGGGAGGCGCUGACCAAAACAGCUCUGGCCAACAUCCCCGCUGCCUCCUCCCCCAAUCUGCCGCAGUUGCCGCCGUCCAUCUCCUCCUUCAAUGGCUUUGGGACCCUCCCCACCCGCAGCUACAACACCCUUGGGUCCUCAGCGUCCGCACCCUUCGGCACUCUGCCAUCACGGGGCUCGGGGCGCAGCAAGAAGAACUGGACUCGGUCGGACAGAAAGAUAUCCUCCUGCAUGUCGAUCGCCUCCAACACCACAUCCGUCCUGACCGCCAACAACCAGGUGUGUCACCCUGAGGCCACGGAGGUCAUGUUGUUCUGUGACAAGAAGGGCCUCGGGAUCACACUGGAGGGCGGCGUCUUCUCCACCGCCAUCUUGUCCGAGCCCCCUGUCAUCGCCUACAUCGACCCAAAUAGUCCUGCUGAACAGUGUGGGGUGAUCCAGGAGGGGGAUCGGAUCCUGACUGUCAACGGCGUGGACCUGUCUGACAAGACCCUGGAGGAGGUGAACCAGUUGCUGAGAGACUCGCGGCCACGGUGUAUGAUGGAGAUAGAGUUUGAUGUGGCGGAAUCAGUGACACCAAGUUCUGGAACCUACGUUGUUCGCAUUCCCAAGAAGCCCGGCGGCCUCGGCAUGACCAUCAUCGAUUGUCCCACGAGGAGUUGGGUUCAAGACAAGACUUUGACUGAUGGGUGUCCCCCGGUUAUAGCUCAGGCCCAGCGGAAGCUGGGAGACCAGCUCAUCAUCACGGGCGUCAGGAAAGGCAGUGUCUCGUACAGAUGCGGCUCAGUGCAGCCGGGGGACAAGCUCUUGGCCGUCAAUGACGUCCGCAUGGACAACUGCUCUGUCGAGGAUGCUCUAGUCCUUCUGGAGUCCUCCGAGGACAUCAUCAAACUGAAGCUCAAGAGGGAAGACCCUUACGCAGAGGACAACACAGAAGGCUGCGUGACGUACACGGUGGAGCUGCAGAGACACGGGGGACCCCUGGGGGUGACCAUCACCGGCACCGAGGACCCACUAGACCCCAUCGUCAUCUCCGAUCUCGUCGAAGGGGGACUCGCAGAGAAGACAGGUGCUAUUCACAUUGGUGAUCGUCUUUUGGCCAUCAACGGGAAACUGACCCGAGCGAAACCUUUGUCUGUGGCGAUCAACAUGUUGCAGAUGGCCGGAGAUAUCGUCACUCUCAAGAUAGCCAGGCCCAUUCUGAUUGGAUCUAAACAUCGAUUGCUGCAACUGUACGAGGGGGAGGAUAUGAAGCCGGCGACGCCCAUCCCCAGCGUGGACAGUGCUCUUGAGUCCUGGGAUAGCUCCGGGCAGGACAUUGGUCACAGUCAUCUCAAUGGUAACUCUCAGCCACUGGUAGUCGCAGUACCGCAACCCAGGAACAAGAAAAUGAUGGACUUGAUGCGACCAAUGUCGACAGACUCAGCCGGAGUCCUGGAGGGCAGUGGGGAAGGAAUGGCCGACAUGCACAUGUCAGAUGAAGACUGGGAUGACGACUCGGGCAGCAACUGUUCCAGCUUCGAACCCGACGAGUGGGCCAAAACGCUGGCCGACUUCGAGAAGGGGUCAGGCUCCGAGAUGUUGCGACAGAUCGGACUAAGUCUUCGUGAACGCAGCUGUGCCAGUUUGGAUCGUCGGUCACGUGCGUCGGACGACGAUGUAAGGAAGCCAAGAUCCCAGAGUGCUUGUCGUAUGAACCGGAGUGCCAUGUCGCAGGAUUGUAUCAGCCGGUAUAACAACUCGGGGGUGAAGUCGCGGUCCAAGGAGUCGUUGCCGGCGUCGCGCACCUUCCAGGAACACAUGCAGACGAUCUUCACCCCGAUGCCGAUACAGCUGCAUCGAGUGACGGUGGAGAAAGACAGCGCCGUGGAGGACUUCGGAUUCAGUCUGUCGGACGGCAUGUAUGAGAAGGGCGUGUUUAUCAGUGCUGUGAGGCAGGGUAGUGCUGCUCAAAGGGCUGGACUCAAGAUGUAUGAUCGGAUCUUACAGGUGAACCGUGUGAAGACGAGGGACUUCGACUGCUGUCUGACCGUGCCGCUGAUUGCCGAGGCAGGCAACAGGCUUCACAUGGUUGUGUGUAGAAACCCGCUGCUGAGACAGAAGCUGAACCAGAAGGAGUUGUACGUGACAGAGACACCCACUGCCGCCAACACCACGCAGUCUAGUGGCUUGUCUUGCAAGACAGUGUAACCAUGGCAACAGGUUUUGCAAACUGUGACUGCAGUACUCAUUGCUGUGGCAGUGAGAGAAUUUAGUUAACGUCUUCCAAUGCAUCGGCUAUAUGGAACUUUUGCAAAAAAUGUUCAGCCUGUCUAGUGGCUUGAUCUGAAAAACCAUGUAACCAUGGCAACAUGACAGUCUAUUUACCUGUGACAUCUCAUAGCUAUGGCAGCAACAUAAUCUAGUGAAGCAUCUUCCCACUGCUUUGAUCAUAUGUAACAAUUGCUGUAAGAUUCUCUGGUGAUACAACCUGCAAUAUUCUGAAACCAUUUGUUACCAUGGCAACAUGGAAAUCUAGUGACAUAUUCAGAGUAAUCGUUGUUACUAUGGCAACAGGAGCCUACUAAGCCCCCUGAAAAGCUGUGGAACAAAGUGUAACUACAGACACAGUACAACUAUUGCAAUGAGGGCAAGGUAGUUUGUCAGGCAAUACAAUCCAAUGACAGUUGUGUGAUGAGAAGUUGCCAUAGCAACAUAACGUCUUCAAGAAACAAGUCCAGCAACCCGAUAUGAUCGUGACAUUAUUAUGGUCUAGUCACAGAUACGCAAAAACAGGGUAACCACGGCAAUGUUCAUGAAGAGCCUAGUCCUGCAAGAUGAUGUGUCACCAUGACAACAGUCAGGAGUCCAAGUUCAUCAGCAUUAUAUGCGUUCCCUGCUUCCCAUAAGUGACAUAUGGAGACAUCACGACAGUGCUCUUGCCAUAGAAGGAUUUAAAAUCAGCCCAAGUGGGCAGCAUGCAUCAUGCAGUAGGUAUUAAUGGCCUCAAGUCUCCAAAUUAAAUGUUUUAAAUCCCCAUUCAGUAAGGAUAAAAUUUAUGAAUGAAAAACUUCUUUAUUGCAUUGAUCGUCCAUAAAUCUUAUCCAUACUUAGAACUCCAACUUCUUAUUGCCUCUCGGAGGCACAGGUGGCCCAGUCGUCUAAGGCGCUGGGAUUUGCUGUGCAGAGUUACGUCCCUUGGGCACACCAGGAACCUAUGAUUGUGGGUUCGAAUCCUGGUUCGCUCCAAUUAUGUUUCUGGAUUU
This is a messenger RNA of Haliotis rufescens (red abalone), 8861 nucleotides long. RefSeq names its product glutamate receptor-interacting protein 1-like. Gene Ontology annotation, molecular function: protein binding. The record is from RefSeq and is a predicted model, not a curated record. Gene Ontology annotation, biological process: neurotransmitter receptor transport, endosome to postsynaptic membrane. Bases 4612 to 7806 code for a protein of 1064 amino acids. The transcript is spliced from 21 exons. NCBI's taxonomy places the organism in Eukaryota, Metazoa, Mollusca, Gastropoda, Lepetellida, Haliotidae.